UUCAUAAUUCUCAGUCUUUCAUCAUGAUUUUGACACCACGACAAUGUCUUUUUCUGACCGCAGCGGGCUGCAUCCUCUUGAUUGUUGUCACCUUGUAUCGAUACUCCCCGAUCGCGUCCUAUAGAAAGCCAGAACAGUCAGCUUCAUCCUCGUCCCCUGUUUCACCGAUCAGCCACGCAGCCAACUCGACAUUAGGUUUCCAAACAAUCUUCGCCCUCUCCGCCAGCCCCUCCUGGCGCACACGAGGCCUCCUCGCCGCCGCCAACCUCACGGGACUAGAAAUCACACUCCCUCCACAGCCUCCCAUCCCCGCCGAACUAGUCACCGCAUUCCAGACCCUGGGCGAUAGCACACACCCAACUCGCGGCGCCAGCAAAGCCUGGCUCGCGCACCUUGACCUGAUCAAGCACAUCCACCAAUCGAAUCUGGACACCGCUUUAAUCCUCGAGGACGACGUCGACUGGGACAGACGUCUCCGUGCCCAGGCCCCCCGCAUCGCCGCCGCGGUCCGCAACCUCACGCACUUCUCACCCACCGAGGACAACGACGACGCCCCCUACGGCCGGGCCUGGGACCUCCUCUGGCUCGGCCACUGCGGCGAGUACUGGGAGGACGGCAUCGAAACGGUGGUCUUCGACGACCCCACCGCCACUCCGCACGCGCAGUACUCCGGCUGGGCGAGGGAGUAUCUCGCGCGGUUGCCGGACCGCCGGCGGGCGGUGUAUCGGUCGUACAACCCUGUGUGCUCGUUCGCGUACGCGCUGUCCCGCGACGGGGCGCGGAAGGUGCUCGAGCUGGUGGGUGGUGGUGGAGAUGAGGCGUUUGAUAUCGCGGUCAUGCAUCAUUGUCGUGCCGGACGGCUGGAGUGUCUGUCCGUCGUGCCGGAGGUGGUGCAUCAGUAUUUUCCGGCGGAGCGGUUCGGGGUUAAGAGUCUGGUGGAUGUGGGGAAUGGGGAGGUGGAUGUGCCGGAAGAGGAGGGCUUUGAGGCGGUAAUGGGCUCGACGGAGAAUAUUCUGGAGAGUGCCAGGUGUUGGGCUUUGUGGCGGCAGACGUGUUUAAGGCAGUAGAUUGGACUAGAGUGUGCUAUGUGGAUUGGAUACAUGGCUGUUGGGUGUGGGGGAAAAGACGCGUCCGACCCGCGCGAGAUUAUACGGCAACUGGCACCUCUCGGAGUUGACCUCCGAUACUUUGUGCGAGCAGCGCUGCGCCAUUUAUAUUGCGGGCUACUUUUGGCUGUAUAAUGCCUAUUUUCCAUAUCUGUUGAGAGUGGAACGUGUAACAGUUGUGGAUGCUGGAUAUUGUCGACGAAAUGUUCUAGCGGGAAGCAAGAUAUAUAUGUAGACUCCGGAGGUAUAACCACCGAUUGGCAAAAACAGACAGUAAGGUUUGUCUGCACAGCUGGACACUUUCUGUCCCCCGAGGCGAGAUUUUAAGAAGCAUUUACUGUACUUGAUGAUGGUAGGGAAGGGUAGAGGGUUGUGAUGUGUGGAUAGAGGCUGUUUCUGACCUGGGGUUGAUGACUGCUGUUGGGAG
This is a messenger RNA of Aspergillus uvarum CBS 121591, 1533 nucleotides long. RefSeq lists its product as uncharacterized. The transcript is spliced from 2 exons. The coding region runs from base 24 to 1067 and encodes 347 amino acids. Lineage: Eukaryota; Fungi; Ascomycota; Eurotiomycetes; Eurotiales; Aspergillaceae. The record is from RefSeq and is a predicted model, not a curated record.